AUGUUUCAGAUCUCAAAGACUACUCUUAAGACAAAGCAAUGUCUGUCGAGAAGUGAUCAUAAAGUGUCGACUAAUACACCGAAGCAUUUGUGGUGUUGGGAUAUAAUCACUGGUCUAUUGCUAUGGUUGGGAGUCAUCGAAGAGCCGGAAGACCCGCUGAUAUUAACCAUAAAAAGAGGCGUUUAUUGCAUGAAUUGUGAGGAGUAUUCAAAGGCCGAACUCAUCCUCCAUUCGGCUCUUCAGAUGUCUCAAGACAUGGCCUCCGAGUCGGCGGAGAUCUAUGUGUUGGACGUGUUGGCCAACAACUACUUCAAGAGCGGGGACUAUAAGAAAGCGGAACAACUGUUUGCAGUCGUCUUCAAUAGGGUUUUGGGGAAAGGGAUGCAAUCAAACGACGAGUCAAUUAUCGAGAUGUCUGUCAAAUUGUCUCACAUUUACAGCACUUCCGGAGAGACGGAAAAGUCUGAAAUUGGUUUCGACUUCUGUCUCACAGAACAGACCAAACGAGUGGAAAGUUUUAGAGAUAAGAGUUGCGAUGAUAUGAGUCCCGAAGAGAUGAAUUCGAUGGCACUGUUGGGGAUGUGUUACGACUAUUACGGCAAACACUUGUCAUCAUUGGGUCGUUUCGAUAGAGCCAUCGAUAGUCUCAAUAAAGCGAUUGAUAUUUGUGUUAAGAUUAAUGGCUCAACGCAUCCGCAGACUCUGGUUCUGUACAACGAUUUGUCGGCCAUUUAUGUCCACAAAAAGGAUUACCAAAAGGCAGUGAUGUAUCUGAAGAAAGCAAUCGAUGGCGCGGUUCUUACAGAAGACAAGAAUUUAGCCAAAUAUUACCUAAACAUAGGUUUUAUACAUUUGCUUCGCUUUGAGAAAGAUUUAGCUCUCAAUUCUUGCAGACAAUCGCUAUCUUUGGCUCUUCAGACCUCUAAAGACAAGACCAUCGAAGGUAUGGCUCGUAAGUGUAUGAUAGAUGCCGGCAGUCAAUGAUUAGCUAAUUAUGCAGUGGUU
Molecule: messenger RNA, 1005 nt
Organism: Oppiella nova
Lineage: Eukaryota; Metazoa; Arthropoda; Arachnida; Sarcoptiformes; Oppiidae
Source: the annotation of a GenBank genome assembly